GGCCUUUCCACCACUGGCAAGUUCAAGCCCAUCUGCGUGAAGGCGCGCACAGAGGCCUACACCAUCGAUUCCCUGAUUGCGAGGGCGGAGAACUACAGGAAGACGCAAGCGGAGAUCGAGCGGAGGGCCAAAGAGGCAGAGGAUGCGGUUGUUGCUGCCAGUGGCGAGAGCUCGUUCGGCGGCAGCCCUUCGCCCGCGGCUCCGCAGCAGGGCGCGCUUGCAGCGGGGUCUGGGCCGCAGCUCAAUCCUGCGGCGAUGGCUUGCUCGCGGUCCGUCGUCGCCCCCUCCGAGUGCAGGCCGCCGAGGACGCCUGGCGCGAGGCCUCGCGGAGGCGCCAGAUCCGCCAUGUCCGAUGCCAAGAAGUCCGAGGUGGAGGAGCUCGUGGAUAGGCGCAUUUCAGCUCUGGACACGAGCAGGUGCUGGUCGGGCGCGGCCAUGGGCCGCGAGCUUCGCUGGGCCAGGGAGUCGCACGAGGGCAUCAUGGAGGCCAGCCCCACCCCAGAGGACUCGGAGACCGCUGACAAGCUGAAGGAGCACAUCUCGGUGUUCGAUGCGAUCUGCGGGAUCGUCGAGAAGCCCCUUCGAGAGAUCCCGAAGAGCAAGCUCGACAGCUUCCUGAAUAUCCUGGAGAAGUACAGCGAGGACAUGCCGAGCAAGUGGAAGUUGGAUAACUUGAAGGUGGGCGACCUCUUGAAGAAGCCUGACAUGUGCAUGCAGGAUUUCUUCUAUAUGAUUGCGCCGUGGGAGGUCCAGCACGCCGAGGGCAAUGAGAGCCUCACGUACAGGCCGACGUACCCCAGGGUGAUCACGUUGGACGGCAGCCAGGCGGACAAGAUCAGCCAGCGCGACGCGUUCUUCACCGAGGCGCUGAACCAUCACAUCCAUGCUGGCGAAGGCGGCCGAUCCCAACUUGUUCAGUUCUGCACCUCCUGCCUCGACUGGAUCGACAACAACUGCCCCGAGGAUGAGGCCUUCGACGAUGUCGUCAACACGAUGGCGCAGUGCUUGAAGGCUCUCCUGUGCAUUGCCAGCCCAGACAAGAUUGCCUACCACGAUUCCAUAACUAAAAUGGGGGAGGCCAAGUCGCAGUGCCCUGGGCAAGCGUGCCUCCGCCACCUGAACUUGUCGGUGAAGCGCUCGGAGUUCUACACCAGCCUCAGGGCCGUGCGA
Messenger RNA from Prorocentrum cordatum, 1170 nucleotides. Lineage: Eukaryota; Dinophyceae; Prorocentrales; Prorocentraceae. The record is from the annotation of a GenBank genome assembly.